AUGGUCCAAAAGGAACCAGGGAACAUUAGUGAAACUGCAGAAGAAGAGUCAAUUAAUUUUAAUGUUGGUGGCUGGCAUUUCUCAAUUCCCAGAAGUAAAGUUGCUCAGUUUCCUGAGUCUCUGCUGUGGAAAGAAGCCUCUGUACAAGAUCAGUCUGAAAAUCUGAGAUUAUUUGUUGACCAAGAUGGAUUUAUAUUUAGACACCUUCAUUAUUACCUACAGACUUCAAAAUUAUCUUUUUCCAACUGUGCUGAAUUGAAUUUAUUGUAUGAGCAAGCAUUAAUUUUGCAGCUGACACCUUUAUUACAGACUUUAGAUAAUUUGAAUGAAGGGAAACAUAACUUACGUGUCCGGCACGCAGAUAUACCAAUAGCUGAAAGAGCAUCUCUGAAUUACUGGAGAACACAAAAAUGUAUCAGCAAGCCAUCAGAGAUUCCUCUUAAAAGUCCAGCAUUCACAGGAUUACAAGAAAGAGCUCCCCUUGGGCUAAUGGAUACACCAUUACUUGAUACAGAAGAGGAAGUGAAUUACUGUUUUUUGCCACUAGAUUUGGUAGAAAAAUAUCCUGUACUAAUUAAUGAUGACAAUUUGCUGUGGCUUCUUGAGAAUGCAGCUCUGAUUGAGUGUGACUGCAGUGAAUUCCGCUUCAUAGUUAAUUUUCUUCGCUCAGAGGAGAUUUUGUUGCCUGAUGAUUUCUCCAACAUAGAUGUUUUGGAGGAAGAAGUUGUAAUUUUGGGAAUUCCUAAGCUUACAGAUGCUGUGAAAAUCUAUAGAGGUAAUAUAAUGAACAUAACUUGUGAAGGGUCUGCAGAGGGCUCAGAAAGCAAACCGCAGGUGGCAGAGGUACCAGUGAGAGCCCCACUAUACGUCAUGGCGCUUGGUGUUCUGGUCAAAUAUCCAGAUUCAGCACUGGGACAGCUCUAUGUCGGAAGUAAUUUAGACAGAAACAAGCUGUACAUCUCUGGGAAUGGGGUCCUCUUUCAGCACGUUAAGAACUGGUUGGGAACUUCCCGACUCCCACUUACUGAAAAUAUGUCUGAAAUUCAAGAACUCUGUGCUUAUUUGGACAAAAGGGACAUCACAUAUCAGCCAAUGAAAGAUGCUUUAAAAUGCUUUCUUAAACAACAAGUGCCAGCAGAGAGCAGAGAUUAUAAUGCAGACUGGACGGCAGAAGUAUCAGUUUGCUCACUGCGUCAGAUUGUGAAAGUUUAUGUAGGAAGUAGCUGGUAUGAAACUUACUUACAGACUUUAUUGAAGUACCCUGAGCUGCUGUCAAAUGACAAGAAAGUCUAUUGGAUCACAUAUGGUCAAAGUCUUCUAAUCCAUGGAGAUGGACAAAUGUUUCGGCAUGUUCUCAACUUUCUAAGACUUGGCAAAUUAUUUUUGCCAUCUGAAUUUAAAGAAUGGCCUCUAUUUUGUCAAGAAGCAGAGGAGUACCAGAUCCCUUCUCUUUUAGAGGCACUUUAUCAUUGUGAUGCAUACAGAUUAUGGAUCAAAAAACAUGAAUUUCACAAUGAAGCUUCUUUUCCAUGCAGAGGAUUAAGUAUUGUGACUUGGAAUAAGGAGCAUCAGUUCAGCAGAGACUCAGAAGAAGAAUAUUCAUAUACAGCUGUGGACUUCAGUAAAUGCUAUAUUAAUACAUGGAGUAAAAUAAAAGAUCUGAAGGGAAAGCAAGAUACCAAUGGGGAGAAGGCAAAGUAUUCCAGAAUGAUUUCACGGCCUAGAGGGGCGAAGCGAAGGAGUAAACUUGGAGGAUUCCACAAGUCCUCAGACAGCCAGGUAAAUUGCAGCUAUUACAAACAUUCAGUAAGCCCUCCAAGGAAGAGAGGAAUAAGAAGCGGUUUACCACAGAAAUUAGAAAACAAAGACUCAGCAACCCCCAUCCAGAAGUUAAUUUCCCUGGUGAAGGAAUGGGACAUGGUAAACUCCAAGAGAUGUGGUUUCCAACAUGUGACUGUAUCUGAUGGUAAUAUCACAGACCACGUAUCUCAGAAUAACACUCCUGAAAAGCACAGUGGUAUGAAGGGUUCACUUGCUUCUUCUCCUGGGAAAAUAAGCUAUGCAAUAGAAAAAAACAAUAGCAUUAUGAAAUAUGAAGCUGGGGCUGAAGAAAAGUGGCUAUGUUCGUACAUGUUCAAACAAAAUUUGUCAGUUACUCCAUGUUCUGGAAAAUAUCAAUUCAGCACUACAAAGACUACUCACACAAUGGGAAAAACUGCAGAGAAUAGAAACUGGGAGCAAGCAGAAGGAAGUUUCUCCAGUGAAGUAAGAGACAAGCACUUGCAGAUGAAACUCAUCCCUGUAAAAAGUAAAACAAUGGACAAUGAACAAACCAACAUUGUUCUGGAAGAGCACAGACAUGUAGGACUGAUUCUGAAAGUUGAACAUCCUCCAGUUUUAGGCAGUGACGGCUUUUGUACAUGUAAUGAAGAGAGUGUUGUUUAUAGCAUUCUGCUUGAUGAUUCUCAACUGGAUAAUUCAUACACUCAAGUACUAGCCAAAGAUGCAGUUUUUCUAAGUUUUGCCCUCUCACAUGAAGAGAUAUUCUAUGCCAGGAAGUGCCACUGUUUCCUGACAGAUGUUAUCCUGACCUCAGUAAAGCAGAAGGAUCCCAAAGAAAUCACAGCCAAAGUCAUGACUCUUGUGAAUAGGCUUUGGACUCUGCAGAUCACUCCUAAAGACUUUGUUGCAGAUUUACUGAACACAGAGUAUUUUAAAGGUGACAGACAUGUUCACGAAGAGCUACUUAAGUGGGUGGAAUUUACCCUGCCAUUUGCAUGGAAGUACAGUCGUUGCAUUGAUUUAGUGAUACAGCGAGGAUUUGCUAGAUCUGUAUCAUACUUUGCCUUGAAAAUGUAA
This is a messenger RNA of Rhea pennata, 2859 nucleotides long. It is a transcript of the gene KCTD19, whose product is annotated as potassium channel tetramerization domain containing 19. The transcript has 17 exons. Bases 1 to 2859 code for a protein of 952 amino acids. NCBI's taxonomy places the organism in Eukaryota, Metazoa, Chordata, Aves, Rheiformes, Rheidae. The record is from RefSeq and is a predicted model, not a curated record. Gene Ontology annotation, biological process: protein homooligomerization.